Molecule: messenger RNA, 776 nt
Organism: Didymella exigua CBS 183.55
Lineage: Eukaryota; Fungi; Ascomycota; Dothideomycetes; Pleosporales; Didymellaceae
Exons: 2
Coding region: 97-585 (162 amino acids)
Source: RefSeq, a predicted model, not a curated record
AGCCUCGUGCUACUCGACCUUUUCUUACAGCCUCAGCUUAACAUAUCGUCAACUUCUUCAUUACUAUCACGCCUCUCUGUUCAUAUAGCAGCAAUAAUGAGUUUCAAGGCGAAAGAUCUGCAUUUUGACAACUCUCAGCCGGCGUUCCUACAACGGCUGCGAGGUCAGAUGCAAGGUGAAGAUUCAGCACGUCAUGAGCGCCCAAUACCCAGGAACAAAAGGCUGAAGCAAGAUGACGAAGAUGAUGCGCCUACUUAUGUCUUGGAAAACACCAAUCAGUCCAUGACUAAAGAAGAGUACGAAGAAUUCAUCGGCAAGAAGGAUUCCAAAGAAGACGGCAAUCCCGAGCAAGACAAUGUGAGGAAAGAGUCGAACAAAGACGGAUCCCCCAAACCUAAAGACAAGAUCGCCGAGGUCGGAGCCAAUGCUAAGAAGCGUAAAGCCGCCAAGAUCAUCAGUGACGAGCAGGAAGACGACAAAGACCAAUUGAGAGAUGUGAAGAAAGUUGAAACAAAGGCUGUCAUGAAACCCAAGAAGAAGUCAAAGGCUGUCAAGCUUACAUUUGGCGAUGAAGAGGAGGGAUGAAGCAUCUCUGCAUCGUGUCCUCGCAUGAUCGACACUCAUGCCAGGCGCGGGUAAGGCAGUUCUUAAUGCAGCAGCUCCAAUAUGUCGACUAGGCCUCGAAAGACUUCAGGCAGUGGGAAGAGUGUCUACUUCCUUACACACUACCACCAUCUGCCAUUGUUCGGUCUACUCUAACGAUAAGACCCCAAGUG